This is a messenger RNA of Stylonychia lemnae, 1590 nucleotides long. Lineage: Eukaryota; Ciliophora; Spirotrichea; Sporadotrichida; Oxytrichidae. The record is from the annotation of a GenBank genome assembly.
AUGCAAAAAUCUAGAAAUCUUCUCGCAACCUACCUCCACGGUGUCAAUAACAAAGGUCAUUAGAUUUUCAGACCAGCUUUUCAAAAUCAUUAAAUUAGAUUUAAGAGUACUAGUACUUAGUCUGUGAAUAAUAGCUCUGACUAAUAAGCAGUAGACCAAAAAGAAUAGAUCAAGAAAAUAUUUGAAAAGGACUCUACAUUCGGAUUAGUAAAGAAGCUUUUUAUUUAUAAGAUGAUGAGCUCUAAUUUAUUCAUUAACUACUCCCUUGGAGUAAUGAACAUGAUGUAUAAGAUUUGGGGAGUCAGACUCACUAAUUUUUUGAUAAAUAAAACUGCAGGAGAGGUUUUCACUUCAGGAGAAACCAUCUAGAGUCUAAUUGUGGAUAUCGAAGAGUUAUCUAAGAGAAAAAUUAAGGGUGUGGCAAAUUAUGUAGCUGAAGGACUUCACUCAAUGGAUGAAAGACAAAUCUAAAUAACUCUGAAAGACCUUACUGAUUCAAUUAUGUCAAUAACAGAGGGGAAAGAUGACGGUCAUUUAGCAAUAAAGCUGACUGCUUUGAUCUCCAUUGACAUAAUGACAAGAUUGUCCAAAGCACAGCAGGUACUAUUAGAAGAUGUAAUGCAAUUAUGGACUAAGGAGGAUCCUAUCAGCAUUCAAGAAAUCAAAGCAAACUUAGAUAAGAUUGGGUUCAAAUAUUCAGAUGAUGAUGUUCAAUGGCUAUUCAACAAGGUUAAAUUAGCAGAUAAUAGUAGUUAAAGCUUGAGCUAAGUAGAGCGUUGGGCAAAUACUCAUGUCCUACCAUUAAAUCCACAGGAUAGACACCCAGUCUUACUAUCAUUUUGCAAGCAUCUAGGAGUUACUGACCAAGAUAUAAAUCACUUUGAUCUCUUUGCCAAAAGAGUAAUUGAGAUGACUGAAUUAUCCCACAAAAGAAACUGCAAACUUUACGUUGAUGCUGAAUAGACUUACAUGCAAAAAUAGAUUGAUUCAAUCGCAACAUAGUUGACUUAGAAAUUUAACAGAGGCGAUAGAACCAUUAUCAUGAAUGGAUUCCAGCAAUAUCUAAAGAUAACUGAGAAAAAGAUACCUCUUGAAAUUCAAUCAGCAAAGAAACUCGGUUAUAACUUAGGUAUCAAGCUUAUUAGAGGAGCUUACAUGAAUGAAGAGAGAAGACUUGCAAAGUAGCAUGAUUAUGAAUCCCCCAUUUGGGAUACUAUCGAUGAUACCCAUAAUAAUUAUAAUAGAAAUCUAAAGCUAGUCAUAGAAAAUUUGAAUGAGCAAGAUAGAAUGCUUAUUGGCUCUCACAAUGUUGAAUCAGUUAACAUUGCCAAAUAAUUGCUUAGAGAUCUUUAGAAAAAUGAUGGAAGAGCAUACUUUGGUUAGUUAAAGGCAUUCUCAGACCAAAUUACAGGCCAAUUGGCUAAUGAGGGAUUCACUGUCUACAAGUAUUUACCAUAUGGGCCUACCGAAAAAGUAAUGCCCUACUUAGUAAGAAGAGGAUAAGAAAGUAGACAAGUCCUUAGAGAGCAAAAGUAUCAAAAUGAGUUCUUGAAGGGAGAAAUAAAAAGAAGAAUGAGCUUAUCCAAAUGA